Molecule: messenger RNA, 1686 nt
Organism: Eucalyptus grandis
Lineage: Eukaryota; Viridiplantae; Streptophyta; Magnoliopsida; Myrtales; Myrtaceae
Product: GDP-mannose 3,5-epimerase 2
Exons: 7
Coding region: 256-1386 (376 amino acids)
Molecular function (GO): NAD binding; GDP-mannose 3,5-epimerase activity
Source: RefSeq, a predicted model, not a curated record
GUCCCCCACAUCGGGGGAACGAGAGAUCUCCUGCGCAUAUACUCUCGCUCUCUCUCUCUCUCUCUCUCUAUCUCUCUCUAAAGAGGAGAGGACAAAUUCUGUGCCCAUUUUUGUCUGCUGCUUCACCGCGUGGCCUUUAAAUAGCGGGAGCAUUUGGGGCUCGCAGACCAUCCACCUCUCUCGCUCCUGCUCUGUCUCCCUCUACCCAUCGUGCCUUCCAUUGUUUUGCCGGGACUUCGAAAGACCCAAUUCAGGAUGGGGAGCAUUGAUGGGACUGACUAUGGCGCGUUCACAUAUGAAAACCUCGAAAGGGAGCCUUACUGGCCAUCCGAGAAACUCAGAAUCUCCAUCACUGGUGCAGGUGGUUUCAUUGCCUCUCACAUUGCCCGGCGCCUGAAAAGUGAGGGCCACUACAUUAUCGCUUCAGACUGGAAGAAGAACGAGCACAUGACUGAAGACAUGUUCUGCCAUGAAUUCCAUCUUGUCGACCUUAGAGUCAUGGAUAACUGCUUAAAGGUUACUAAGGGGGUCGACCAUGUCUUUAACCUCGCUGCCGAUAUGGGUGGCAUGGGCUUCAUUCAGUCCAAUCAUUCCGUCAUUAUGUAUAACAACACAAUGAUUAGCUUUAACAUGCUCGAGGCUGCUAGGAUAAAUGGAGUAAAGAGGUUUUUCUAUGCUUCUAGUGCUUGCAUUUAUCCUGAAUUUAAGCAACUGGAGACCAAUGUGAGCUUGAAAGAGUCUGAUGCAUGGCCUGCUGAGCCUCAAGAUGCUUAUGGCUUGGAGAAGCUCGCUACUGAGGAAUUGUGCAAGCAUUACACCAAAGAUUUUGGAAUUGAGUGCCGCAUUGGAAGGUUCCACAACAUUUAUGGUCCUUUCGGGACAUGGAAAGGGGGAAGGGAGAAGGCUCCGGCUGCUUUUUGCAGGAAGACCAUCACUUCCACUGACAAGUUCGAAAUGUGGGGAGAUGGGCUUCAGACUCGAUCUUUUACUUUCAUUGACGAGUGUGUUGAAGGUGUUCUUAGAUUGACAAAGUCAGAUUUCCGUGAGCCAGUGAACAUUGGAAGUGAUGAGAUGGUUAGCAUGAAUGAAAUGGCUGAGAUCGUUCUUAGCUUUGAGAAUAAGAAGCUUCCCAUUCAUCACAUUCCUGGUCCUGAGGGUGUCCGUGGACGCAACUCGGACAACACGCUUAUCAAGGAGAAGCUUGGUUGGGCUCCUACCAUGAAAUUGAGGGAUGGCUUGAGAAUCACAUACUUCUGGAUCAAAGAACAGAUUGAGAAAGAAAAGGCUCAAGGGAUGGACCUCUCCAUUUAUGGUUCAUCUAAGGUUGUAGGAACUCAAGCCCCUGUUCAGCUCGGUUCACUCCGAGCUGCCGAUGGCAAGGAAUGAUGCCAUACCUCCAGUGUGACUUCUCCAGCUGUUAGUUUUGCUUUGAAAUGGCUGUGGUUAUGCCUUGUAAGAGCUCGUUUGAUUGCAAUAUGGUAUCUAUGUAGCCUUAUGGCAGCAAUGUUUUCUGCUUGUUUGUAUCCUCAAUACUUAGGCGUCCGUUGCAGGCGCGCGCGGUUAUUACUCUUCUGGUUGGAGUCAUUCUCUCGAACUUCACCAGAUUUAUGUAUCCACUUCGUAUUUAUUGGAGAUUUGAGAUAUGCAAUGAUAAUAAGAAGAGCUCAUCCACAUCCAUUCUCCAAA